GGACUUGCACGUUCCGUCCCGUGCCGGUGCCUACGUUGGACCCCACCGCCCUCUUCUCUCUUCCCCGUCUCCGACUCAGCUCCUCCUCCCUUUCCCUCGUCGGCGGCGAUCCCGAAUUGGGAGCGGCGCGCAUGGCGAGCCCCGACGAGACCUGGGCGCGGGGCGGCGCGGGGGACGCGCCGUCGGGCGCCUCCACGCCCGGGGCGUCGACGAGCUACGCGGCGGCCCCGGACGCGGGUGCGGAGGGCGCGUCGCCGGACUCGCUGCAGAACACGCCGUCCAACAUCGCGCGGCUGGAGGACGCGAUAGAGAACUGCGCGGCGCGCCGCAAGUACCUCGCACGCACCAAGAGCCCCUCCGACGGCGAGGACGUCCGCUGGUACUUCUGCAAGCUCCCCCUCACCGACAAAGUGCUAUCUUCGUCGGUACCACGGACAGAAAUAGUGGGGAAAGGAGACUAUUUCCGGUUCAGCAUGAGGGACUCUCUAGCACUGGAGGCAUCUUUCUUGGAGAGGGAGGAAGAGCUGCUUGCAUACUGGUGGAGGGAGUAUGCUGAAUGCAGCGAAGGACCAAGAGGAUCCUUGGUAAAAGGUGAUGAUUCAGACUCAGGAGAUCUGUAUAAGGUGGAGGAGGAGCGGGUUGGGGUACCUGUGAAAGGUGGACUUUAUGAGGUUGAUUUGAAGCGACGUCAUUGCUUCCCUGUCUACUGGAAUGGGGAGAACAGGCGUGUCUUGAGAGGCCACUGGUUUGCACGCAAAGGUGGUCUUGAUUGGAUCCCCUUGCGUGAGGAUGUUUCCGAACAACUUGAGUUAGCAUAUAAUUGUCAGGUCUGGCAUCGUCGCAAAUUUCAACCUUCAGGCCUAUUUGCAGCACGGGUUGAUCUCCAAGGAAGUACACCGGACUUGCAUGCUCUUUUUACUGGAGAGGAUGAUACUUGGGAAGCUUGUCUUGUCUUUGAUACAGGUCCUAGGCUAGGUAGCAACACAAUCAAAUUAAGGCGUGGGUUUUCUUUUUCUGAAUCUGGGAAGCCUUCACAGGAUGAGCUGCGGCAGCAGAAAGAAGAGGAAAUGGAUGAUUACUGCUCUCAGGUUCCAGUUGGUCAUCUGGUAUUCAUGGUUCAUGGCAUCGGACAGAGAUUGGAGAAAGCUAAUCUUGUUGACGAUGUUGUCAAUUUCCACCGAGUAACUACCAACCUAGCUGAAAGAUACUUAACUCCUUAUCAACGAAGUACCCAGAGGGUUCUAUUUAUUCCUUGUCAGUGGAGGAAGAGCUUGAAGCUCAGUGGUGAACGUACUGUUGAGAAAAUAACUUUGGAUGGUGUUAAAGGUCUUCGUGUAGCGUUAGGCGCCACAGUUCAUGAUGUUCUAUAUUAUAUGAGUCCUAUCUACUGUCAGCAUAUAAUUGACUCGGUCUCAAACCAGUUGAACAGGUUGUACAUGAAGUUUUUGAAGAGAAAUCCUGGUUAUAGUGGAAAGGUUUCAUUGUAUGGCCACUCAUUAGGAAGUGUUCUAUCUUACGAUAUACUUUGUCAUCAAGAGUCCCUUUCAGCCCCAUUUCCAACAGAGUAUCUGAACAUGGAAGUUACGCCUAACGAAAGUCAAAUAGUAAAAUCACCCAAUGUAGCUUCUGUACAUGUGUCGGGCGCAAAAGAGCAUGAUACUUCUUCAACUGUACAGCGAUCUUGUGCUGAUAAUGUAAAUGGUGUUGUUGACGAGAACAGCACCAAAACUGAUCCUUCACAUACAGACAACAAUCACCUGUCAUGUGUGCUUGAGAAUACUCCAGAGAAUGAUGCUGCGCUUGCAUCACCUAUUGCAGUGGAUGAAGAACAAAGUGAAGAAGUGUCUACAUCAGCUGUAAGCACAGAAGAUGCUGAUGGGUCUAGCAUUUCAAAAUCUGCUGAGAAAGUCCACGAUGAGGUCCUUGACAAAGACAAACUGAUCUAUUCAUUAGAAGAAGAGGUGAAACGUCUUAAGGCUAGACUAAUACAACUUGAACAACAGAAUGAUUUAGUGUCUGAAAACAUCGGUGGUUUUGAGUGUCAUGAAGGUAAUGAUGCCAAUCAUACACAACACAUGUCAUUAGUCAUUUCAAUGGGGCAAGGCAGCACAAUUCAGUCCUACACACCACAAAUUAGAUACACUAAACUAAAUUUUAAGGUUGACACAUUCUUUGCUGUUGGAUCUCCCUUGGGAGUCUUUCUGUCCCUCCGGAAUGUUCGUAUUGGUAUUGGCGGGGGGAAGGAUUAUUGGCAAGACAAGAACAUAAUUGAAGAGAUGCCAUGCUGCCGGCAGAUGUUCAACAUUUUCCAUCCUUUUGAUCCUGUAGCAUACAGAGUUGAACCACUUGUAUGUGAAGAUUAUAUGAACAAGCGCCCUGUCAUUGUACCCUACCAUAGAGGCGGAAAGAGGAUACAUGUAGGAGUGCAGGAGUUCGCAGAAGAUGUUUCUGCACGUUCUCAAGCCAUUACCCGUCAAUUGAAGUCAUUGAAGGUUAAAGCAGUAGCUGCUUUUCUAGCACUGAGCAGAAAUGACACAGAAGAGGAUAGUGAGGGUACUAAUGAGAAAGGAAGAUCAUAUGGUUCCAUGAUGAUGGAAAGGCUGACAGGUUCGCCAGAAGGUCGAAUUGAUCAUGUGCUUCAGGCGAAAACAUUUCAACACCCAUAUUUAUCUGCCCUGGGAUCUCAUACCAACUACUGGCGAGAUCAUGAUACUGCUCUCUUCAUUCUCAAACAUUUGUAUCGUGAUAUACCUGAGGAAGCUCCAGCUGAUGAAACUGAAAGGAGGCCUAUUAGUCUAUUUUAUGUGAGGGAUCCUAUUGCUGAAGACACUCCUUUGACAUUUUCAGAUAGUUCUUUAGUUAAGGAGUUCUCCAGAAAGGUGAGAACUUAUUCAAGAAAAAUGGAGAGUGAUGCGAACUGUGAAGCCUCCUGAUGGUGUCAAUAUUUGCUGCAACUGUGUUAUGAUCUCACGAUCCUCACUGAGCGGAAGUUGGAUGUAGUUAUGGAAGAACAAUUCCAUGUAAUGGUGCAUGGUUCACAGUUGACAUCAGAGUUAGGGAACGUCGGUGAAUGUUGUAGAUAGAGUACGGCCGGUGGUUGUGUACUGUAACUUUUUUCCUUCCUAUCUGAGAAUGUAACAUUUUACGUAGCAUUCGGCCAUUUUAUGUGUAUAGGUUCUUGUAUCAAGAAUGUGAUGUAGUUGUACAUAUACGAAUUAUGAGAGAUUAGUUUCGAAGAAUGGUUGUAGUUCUUUCUCGUAUACCAACACAAGGAGAGACGAAGGUCAAAGGUGCUGCUUGCAUUUUGCUUUUGCAGCAGCGUAAGGCGAUGGCAAAGUCAUCUUACCUUAGCACUGCCA
Messenger RNA from Phragmites australis (common reed), 3359 nucleotides. Its product is annotated as phospholipase SGR2-like. The record is from RefSeq and is a predicted model, not a curated record. The coding region runs from base 132 to 2933 and encodes 933 amino acids. The transcript has 22 exons. Gene Ontology annotation, molecular function: metal ion binding; glycerophospholipase activity. Gene Ontology annotation, cellular component: cytoplasm. NCBI's taxonomy places the organism in Eukaryota, Viridiplantae, Streptophyta, Magnoliopsida, Poales, Poaceae.